Messenger RNA from Xenopus tropicalis (tropical clawed frog), 2987 nucleotides. RefSeq names its product WD repeat domain 54 (gene wdr54). The transcript is spliced from 10 exons. Lineage: Eukaryota; Metazoa; Chordata; Amphibia; Anura; Pipidae. The record is from RefSeq and is a predicted model, not a curated record. Bases 168 to 1178 code for a protein of 336 amino acids.
AAGCCUCCCUGCUGCUAUAGCAACGCGAUGUGAUUCGCCCCGACCUAAUCCGCAGCUUGGGGCCCAGGGAUCGACCGUCCGAACGCCACCAGACCCGGGACAGAAAGAGAAGACCCCCGCCCCCCCCCGGUACUGCCAGAAGGGCUUGGCCUAGUAACAGGACCCCCAUGAUGUAUCGUAAGGAGAAGAGUAUCCAGAUGAAGAGCAGUGCGUCGGCGCUCUACAACAACCUGAGUGUCCUGCCAAUCACUGAGAAGAACCUUACCUAUUUCUCUGUUGUCCACGGCAACACUGUCAAUAUGGUGAGCGCUUCUGCCGACGGGCUGAACUUCUCCCACCGCCAGUUACAGUCGAAGGAGGGAAGUGUAACUGUCAGCUCUUCUCUCAUCAUGCAGGCAUCAUGGUGUGCCCUCCCAUCGCGGGUUCUGCUGGUUCUCACCUCACAGAAGGGGAUUCAGAUGUACGAAUCUGACGGCUCCAUCAUGGUGUACUGGCACGCGCUCGAUGCACUGGAAACGCCCCCAGCUCAGGCAGUGUUUGCCCGCGGUAUUGCCCCAGCCGGGGGUCAGUACAUCUGUGUAGGGACCUCGUCCGGAUUGGUGCUCGUGUUUAACAUCCCAGCCAAAGGCACCAACAUCACCCUGGCCGAGGUGCUGGCUGAGCACAGGGAACCAAUCACGGACAUUGCCAGCGAGACUUGUACAGACAAGGAUGGUGCUGCGGAUCUGGUCACUGCCGAUGACUCCGGGGCCCUGUGUGUGUGGAAGUGUGGGGAGGAAUUUAAGCUGCUGAGCAAGAUCUCUGCUUAUGGGGUGUCCUGCUCCUCAGUAAAGCUGUGGGAUGGAGUAGUGGCCGCGGCGUAUGGAACGGGACAGAUCCGGGUGUACGAUGCCGUUACGGGGGCUCUCAGUGUCGAGCUGGAUGCCCACGCCCGCUGGGUCUAUACCCUCGAUAUUGCACCCCAGUCUGGCAAGCUUCUCUCUGGGGCAGAAGAUUCCUUUAUACAGAUCUGGCAGUUGAGCCGCUCAGACAGUGGAACAAUUGAGGUGGAGCACCGCCAUUCCGAGUGUGUGACCGACACGCAGAUCUGUGGGGCGCGCUUCUGUGACCCCCAGGGGGCGACCUUUGCUGUGACUGGCUAUGACCUUGCUGAGAUCAUUAGAUACGUACAGAUCUGACACCACAUAGCGACAACAUAGCGCCAUCCCCCCCCCCCCCCGGCACAGCAGGAGUAGGAUGUUCCACAAUAUGGAUUCUGGGGGGAAAAGAGCUCGGAACAGGAGAGUUUUGUGUUGUCAUCGCGGGACAUUUCCCCUUUAUUUUUAUUUUGAAGAAUUUCUAAAAAUGAAUUUGGCACUAGUGACCCCUUAUUUAGGGAGUCAGCGCUCCGUCACCCCCAUAGUGUCUCCCCGGGGGGCUGUCAUGGGCCCAGCGUGCCCGCAGUGGGAAGGUCCUGUAGUGCCCAGGGCCGGCUCUGUGCCCUGUAGCCCCCGCGUGCCCCCAGUGGGAGGGUCCUGUAGUGCCCAGGGCUGGCUCUAUGCCCUGUAGCCCCCGGGUGCCCCCAGUGGGAGGGUCCUGUAGUGCCCAGGGCCGGCUCUGUGCCCUGUAGCCCCCGCGUGCCCCCAGUGGGAGGGUCCUGUAGUGCCCAGGGCCGGGUCUAUGCCCUGUAGCCCCCGCGUGCCCCCAGUGGGAGGGUCCUGUAGUGCCCAGGGCAGGCUCUAUGCCCUGUAGCCCCCGCGUGCCCCCGGUGGGAGGGUCCUGUAGUGCCCAGGGCCGGCUCUAUGCCCUGUAGCCCCCGCGUGCCCCCGGUGGGAGGGUCCUGUAGUGCCCAGGGCCGGCUCUAUGCCCUGUAGCCCCGCGUGCCCCCAGUGGGAGGGUCCUGUAGUGCCCAGGGCUGGCUCUAUGCCCUGUAGCCCCCGCGUGCCCCCGGUGGGAGGGUCCUGUAGUGCCCAGGGCCGGCUCUAUGCCCUGUAGCCCCCGCGUGCCCCCGGUGGGAGGGUCCUGUAGUGCCCAGGGCCGGCUCUAUGCCCUGUAGCCCCUAUGUGCCCCCAGUGGGAGGGUCCUGUAGUGCCCAGGGCUGGCUCUUUGCCCUGUAGCCCCUGUGUGCCCCCAGUGGGAGGGUCCUGUAGUGCCCAGGGCUGGCUCUUUGCCCUGUAGCCCCUGUGUGCCCCCAGUGGGAGGGUCCUGUAGUGCCCAGGGCUGGCUCUAUGCCCUGUAGCCCCUGUGUGCCCCCGGUGGGAGGGUCCUGUAGUGCCCAGGGCUGGCUCUAUGCCCUGUAGCCCCUGUGUGCCCCCAGUGGGAGGGUCCUGUAGUGCCCAGGGCUGGCUCUAUGCCCUGUAGCCCCUGUGUGCCCCCAGUGGGAAGGUCCUGUAGUGCCCAGGGCUGGCUCUAUGCCCUGUAGCCCCUGUGUGCCUCCGGUGGGAGGGUCCUGUAGUGCCCAGGGCCGGCUCUAUGCCCUGUAGCCCCUGUGUGCCCCCAGUGGGAGGGUCCUGUAGUGCCCAGGGCUGGCUCUAUGCCCUGUAGCCCCUGUGUGCCCCCGGUGGGAGGGUCCUGUAGUGCCCAGGGCUGGCUCUAUGCCCUGUAGCCCCUGUGUGCCCCCAGUGGGAGGGUCCUGUAGUGCCCAGGGCUGGCUCUAUGCCCUGUAGCCCCUGUGUGCCUCCGGUGGGAGGGUCCUGUAGUGCCCAGGGCUGGCUCUAUGCCCUGUAGCCCCUGUGUGCCCCCGGUGGGAGGGUCCUGUAGUGCCCAGGGCUGGCUCUAUGCCCUGUAGCCCCUGUGUGCCCCCAGUGGGAGGGUCCUGUAGUGCCCAGGGCUGGCUCUAUGCCCUGUAGCCCCUGUGUGCCUCCGGUGGGAGGGUCCUGUAGUGCCAGUGUGACCCUGCAACGAGUGGUUAGUGGAUUACUGAAUCUUCUCCCCUUACAGGAGAAGGAAAGGUACAAACUCAGUAGCUUUAUUAGAAAUGUAAAUACAGCCAUAAGCACUCACAGAAA